UGUGGUUGAACGGUUGCUCAGCAUAGUGUCUACAUCAAACGAGUAAUUCUCCGAUGAGAGUUUCAGUUUUGUAAGGGAUCAGCCCGGGGAAACUUUUUUUUCUGAUUGCCUAUCAGAAAGUCGGAAGGUAGUGUCAAGUCAGUCUCUUGUGAGUUGAUUUGCGAGAAGGAGCAAAGUGUGUUGUUGGAUCUUUUGCGGCCUAAACACUCAUUGAAGACUUUUUGAACGACAAGAGUUAUUUUUAUUUUUCACUGACGUCGUUUUCUUUUAAAGUGACCAGUUUUUGUUUUUGUUUUUGUUUUUUUUUAAUUUGUGUGGAAAUCUUUCCAGGACAUUAAAUUCUUAUGAUGAAUUUAUUGGGAGCGCUCCUGAUCCUUGUGGUAUCUCUACACUCCUGCACUGGCCAGAAGACUGGAGAGGAGUGUUUGGCUGAGUUUAAGCGUGGCAGGGAGGAUUUUGUGCUCGAUGCUGACGAGUCUGUGAAAGACGGAGCGACGUUCAUUUCGUCCCCGAAACUGGACCGAUACAGGGACUGUGUGGUGGCCUGCUGCAAACAGCCCAAUUGCAAUGUCGCCUUCAUGGAGAGAGGGGAGGGGGAGGGCACGAUCAAAUCCUGCUUUCUGUUCGACUGUCUGUACAAAAAGAAAUACGCCUGCAGAUUUGUAAGGAAAAAAGGAUACGUCAAUUACAUCCUGGACACCGUUUAUGAGAGUUACCUGGAAGUGAAUGUCCCCACAAACGAAGCGGACCAUCCACCGGUGGCCAACGCAGGCCAGGACCGGGUUGUCCAGCCUCAGGACAGUGUGACGCUGAAUGGCAUCCAGAGCAAAGAUGAUAAGGGGAUUGCAUCCUACCAGUGGAAAUUGCUCUCUGAAUAUCCAUAUGCUGUCAUUGAGAAAACCAGUUUUGCUGACCAGAUUAUCGUGUCCAAUCUGUCAUCUGGGAUGUACAAGUUCCAGUUGACGGUCACAGACACCAUCGGCCAAUCAGACUCAACCAAGAUUAGUGUCCUCGUCCUAAACCCCGAGGAGUCAGAGCACCAUUGUAUGGCUCCAAAGAAGGCUGGGCCGUGUCGUGGUAGCUUCCCUCGCUGGCAUUACAAUGCCGCCUCAGAACUAUGUGAGCAGUUCACAUUUGGCGGCUGUAGGGAAAAUCUCAACAACUAUCUCACCAAGGAUGAGUGCACCAACGCCUGCUAUGGCACAGAAAAGAGGGGUACUGGUAGAGGUUUGCCAGUUCCAGCACCAGCAUCAGAAAAAUGUGGUGCUCCGUGUACCGCGCAGCAGUUCACCUGUACGAACGGUUGCUGUUUGGAUCCAGGCCUGGAGUGUGACUCAAAACCACAAUGUAGCGAUGGAUCAGAUGAGCAGAAAUGCCAGGACUUGGACAACAAGUUUCGGAUUCUGCUACAGAUUCCAGUGGAAGAACAGAAGGUGCGCUGCACAGAGCUUCCAGACACAGGAAACUGCAGGGACAGUUUCUCUAAGUGGUACUACAACCCCAUCAAAGAGACCUGUCUCCUCUUCAACUAUGGGGGUUGCCAGGGAAACGAGAACAGAUUUGAGACUGAGGAGGCCUGUUUGAAAGUCUGCCGAGGUGUAACAGAAAAGGAUGUGUUUGCAAGAAAGGCGGAGUAUGAGCGCAGUGUGUCUGAUAGCCAGACAGGUAUCAUAGCAAUUGCUGUUGUUCUGGCUCUUGCUAUCGUCAUCCUUCUGUGCAUCCUGGUGUACUGCUUCAUGAAGGGAAGGAAUAAGUCUUCACAACACCACCGUGUGCCUGUCAGCAAUGUCCCAGUCUCCACACUAGAGGACAGAGAGCAUCUGGUGUACAACAGUACUACCAAGCCCAUCUGACCCCGCAGCCCAUCACCUUUGACCCCUGUCCAGGGCAGUGAACCAUUUGCCAGAGCUGUGCCGUUAACAGAACGAACUCAGAUUGAUGAGAGAGGAAACAAUGUCUUUUCACUUAGUUUGAAAGCUGGAGCUGAUCUGUUUCCAUUUUGUUUAUAACAGUUUUAAGGGUCUUUAAAGCUUCAAUGUGAUUUUAUGAUUUUUAUCUUGUUUUAAAUGCAGUUGAGUGUGCAGUUUGUACUCAGGUUUAUAGGGAACUAAUUUCACUUAGUGUGGAGGUAGAAUACUGCUGGAUUUCAUCCACAUUGUUCCCUUUGGGAGCAUAUUCUAUUUUAUUGUACUUGUUUCCAUUAAAUAAUUUGAUAGUUCUUAGAGAAGAGGUCAGUAAAGUCAGUUUAGAAGUAAAUUGACACUAGGUCCAUGCUGCAUUAAGACUUCAAAUUUUAAUUAUUCUUAAAACUGAACUCUGGGAAACACUGCGGAUAUGUGAUGUAACAUGGCAAUCUCUUCAACUUCCUUUACUUCUACCAUGGCAACUUCUUCACAUUUCUUUUCAUCAGGUUUUAUGCACCAUUGUUACAAUGUUACUAUAUGGAUUUAUUGGAUUACACACACAUGCACAAUGUUGUACAUAAUCUUUGUGUUUUGAGAAAGCAAUAUUUUAUUUGAGAAAGUUAUUUUUUCAGUGAUUUCCCAAGUGUGUUUAUAACAAGCAUAAUAGAUACAUUAAAUACUGUUCAUUCAUACCUUAUUAUAAAACAGUUUUACUGUUGAAUAACUUGUUUGAAUAACAGUUAAAUGUAACAAAUCU
Molecule: messenger RNA, 2661 nt
Organism: Scomber japonicus (chub mackerel)
Lineage: Eukaryota; Metazoa; Chordata; Actinopteri; Scombriformes; Scombridae
Gene: spint1a
Product: serine peptidase inhibitor, Kunitz type 1 a
Exons: 10
Coding region: 345-1853 (502 amino acids)
Molecular function (GO): protein binding; serine-type endopeptidase inhibitor activity
Source: RefSeq, a predicted model, not a curated record